Molecule: messenger RNA, 1731 nt
Organism: Penicillium nucicola
Lineage: Eukaryota; Fungi; Ascomycota; Eurotiomycetes; Eurotiales; Aspergillaceae
Product: Zn(II)2Cys6 transcription factor
Exons: 3
Coding region: 1-1731 (576 amino acids)
Biological process (GO): positive regulation of transcription by RNA polymerase II
Cellular component (GO): nucleus
Molecular function (GO): transcription cis-regulatory region binding; DNA-binding transcription factor activity, RNA polymerase II-specific; zinc ion binding
Source: RefSeq, a predicted model, not a curated record
AUGUCUGGCCUCACCUUCCGCCAUGCUUCCAUGACUCCCAUGACUCCAGAUACAGACACGGAUCCGGCUGAACGAAAACGAGUACGCCGCUGGCACCACCGAGGCUUCACCGGCUGUACAACAUGCCGCCGCCGUCACGUUCGCUGCGAUGAGGCUUCCCCGAUCUGCAAUAAUUGUGUGCGCCUGGGACGCGAAUGCGAUGGGGCCCAGGGAAGAAUGACCUUCAAGGUCUACGGGCCUACGUCGGAAUCCCCGCCAGAGUCCUCGGCAGCGAAGCGACAGAAGAAGAUCUUGCAUUCCUCAAUACCCAACCCCAGCCCCGAGUCGCGGUCGAGCGACAGAUCUACAGUGUCGCCGCCAACGGAGGAGAAAGAUGUGUGCCAGACAGCAUGCCAGACUGUGAUCGUGUCUCCCACUGUAACUGCACAGCGGUCCAAGUUUCGUUUCCAGGAACCCAUCACCACGGCCAGCAUUGCCAUGUCCAUCCAGCGCGCCGACGAACGAUAUUUCACACACUUCAUCGACCAGGUUUCCACCCUCCUGAUCAUCUACGACAACCCCAACACGGCCAAUCCUUACCGUGCUUAUUUUCCAGAUUUUGCUCGGUCAUCGCCGACAAUGAUAAAUGCCAUGCAGGCAUUGGGCGCAUUACACCUUGCAAAUACCUCCACUGGAACACAACGGAACAAACACUUCCAACAAGCAAUGGGGAAAUACGGGUCUGUGGUGAAAGGGUUCCGUGCUCGAUACGCAGAUCCCACCCAGCAGCUAGGCCUGACCGAUUUCGCCACGUGUUUGCUGCUGUGUCUGUUCGAGAUGAUGGACUCCCAGCACCAGAAUUGGGCUGUACAUCUCAAAGGCGCGCGCGAGAUCUACAAUCUUAUUUUCUAUCCAAGUACCGGAGAUUCACGACGCGAAAUCCAACGCGUUGCAGAAACGAACCACCCACUCCGCUCAUUUCUCGUGUCAUUACUCUCCUACCUCGACGUGGCUGGCGCCUGUGCAACUCCUGGUGGCACUGUCGUCGAGGGUAGUUACUGGAAGACCAUGGGCGGGGGGUGGGAAUAUAACCUCGGCACGCCCAGCUUAUCCUCCAAUAUUCCAGAUAACCCCCGUCUUGUCGAACUACGAGAGGCAUGGUCCAGCUUGAUGGAGAUUCAGGCGAGGAUUAGCACGUUUGCCCAAGACAAGAAGACAUGGAUGACAAAUGACCAGUCUGAUAUGAUGUACAAGGAUAUUUUCAAUCAGCUUGUCAUGUGGCGGGCAGAGACACCUGUUUCUUUGCAGCUGGUCGGGGAUCUGGAUGACGAGAGUAUUGCUGAAUAUCCGUAUCCUGAUGUUCUGGAGUAUGCUGGGUGCAUUGAAGCAUAUGAGAAGGCGACAUUUGUUUAUCUGCACCAGAUUGCGGGGGCUGGUCGUGUUCGCUGGAUUACCGAUUACGGUUAUUUGGAUAUGCUUGUCAGUCGCAUUGUCAUGUUGAUUUGCAGGCUGUCCAAGGGCGUGGGGCAAUUGGCUGUUCUGUGGCCGCUUUUCAUUGCGGGACAGGAGACUCGUAAUGAGGAUGAGCAGAAAUACGUGCGCCAGACCAUGCAUGUCUUGAAGCGAUUCGGGUUCAAGAAUGUUGAUAAAGGCCUUGAAGUCCUUGAAGACGUUUGGCUCAAGCGCCGCUCCUAUCCAAAUGGAUGGAUCAGGACUCUGGAUGAAGUACAAACGAACAUUCUUCUUCCAUGA